CAAAACAAUAAGGCCUGUUUUGAGUCGGACCUGAACUUUUCCUAAAUCUCGAUCGUAUUGUUGACCCAAAGCACACCCACUUUGCGAGUUUGACGUCUCCAACCACAGACUAACCUUUCGGGAUUUCUGAAUCACGAUUCCGCCGACACUAAGAAAAGGCGCCGCUAUACCUCCAUAGGAACUACCGGGGUUCGGGCUUAUUUCAGGCAACACCGACGUAUUUUAAUAGCCCAGCACUCUCCUUCCGCAACCUUAUCGGUCUCUUAGUUUGUAGAUUUUCUACAAAUAGCUUAUUGAACAUGUCUCAACCACCAUUAACUACAACGGAAAAGACCUUCAGCUCUUAUAACCAAGAGCAAGGAAACGCUUACGCUGCAGCACGUCCAGACUACCACCCUGGUCUGUACCAAUUCAUUCUUGAUCAACACAUUGCUACCAAUGGCCAGCUUGACACCCUCCUAGAUGUUGGUUCUGGACCAGGAAAUGUGGUUCGCUCGCUUGGUGUUCAUUUUGCUCAUGCUGUUGGACUGGAUCCCUCCGAGGGGAUGGUCAGCACUGCUCGCUCCCUAGGAGGCACUACGUCCACGGCUGAACCAAUCCGCUUUGAAUUGUCCACGGCCGAGAAGCUGGGUACAAACCUCUCUCCACCCAUACAGGAUGCAAGUGUCGAUCUCAUCACCGCUGGCAAUGCAGCGCAUUGGUUCGACAUGCCUCAUUUCUGGUCGACCGCUGCUCGUGUACUCAAGCCAGGCGGCAGCGUGAUUUUGUGGACUAGCGGUCGGACACGUAUUCACCCCUCGGUCCCCAAUGCAGCUGCCAUCCAAGCGGAGAUGGAUCGGAUCGAGGAGGAGUAUCUAGUGCCAUACUUCGUUCCAGGGAAUUGGCUCGUUCGCGAUAGAUAUAGUGAUCUGCCGCUUCCUUGGACCUUGGAGGUUCCCAUCACGGAAUUUGACGAAUCCACGUCCAGUCGAAAAGAUUGGGACAUCGAGACCGACUUCUACGCCAUCAACCCCGAAGUAAACCUGGACCUGUUUGAAAAGAUCACUGCAACAGGGAGCCCUGUGACUCGAUGGCGCCAGGCUCAUCCCGAAACCAUUGAUACCGAACGUGAUGUUCUCAAGAUUUAUCGGAGGGCAAUCGAGCGCCUGUUGCAUGAGGCCGGUGUGGAAGAAGGCAAGGAAGUGAUAAAAGGUGCCACACACGGGGUGGUUCUCGUUGUAAAGAAGAAGUUUUGAUUUGCCCCAGUAACUCUCUUUGUUUUCCAGUCGCAAAUGGCUAUUAUCUGGUCAACCUUGACUAUUUGAUGUCUUACGGAGCUCUCUGCUGCUGUAUACGCAACUAUUGUCCAUAGAAACACGCAAGCAAACCGGCUUAGCCUAUACGUCUUAUUUGCCUUGUCCGUUCAGAUGUAAUAAUCUAUCUGCGCUAGUCUGAGAAGCAGCUUACCAUUGG
This is a messenger RNA of Penicillium brasilianum, 1452 nucleotides long. Lineage: Eukaryota; Fungi; Ascomycota; Eurotiomycetes; Eurotiales; Aspergillaceae. The record is from the annotation of a GenBank genome assembly.